Ictalurus punctatus (channel catfish) is the source of this 1380-nucleotide messenger RNA. RefSeq names its product lysophospholipase 1 (gene lypla1). The coding region runs from base 250 to 939 and encodes 229 amino acids. Gene Ontology annotation, biological process: protein depalmitoylation. NCBI's taxonomy places the organism in Eukaryota, Metazoa, Chordata, Actinopteri, Siluriformes, Ictaluridae. Gene Ontology annotation, cellular component: cytoplasm. The transcript has 9 exons. Gene Ontology annotation, molecular function: carboxylic ester hydrolase activity; palmitoyl-(protein) hydrolase activity. The record is from RefSeq and is a predicted model, not a curated record.
AUAAACAUAUACGACUAGAGCUGAACGGAGAGCUGUAUUAGACUGUUAAAUGUGAAAGGUUACGUUCAGCAUAAACAUGGCUCUAACCUAGCCACUCCACAACCACUUAGAAAUAGUGAAAGUCGAGGCUUACUGCAUUUUAUUACCGGUAUGGUUUAUUCGAUUUGGGUUAGAAAACCAAAGUCUUAAUUUACACGCGGCACAUUGCAAGCUUGUUCUACUACUGAAUGUCACCCUGCUCUCUGGUAUAUGUGCGGGAAUAACAUGUCCGCGCCGCUCCCCGCCAUUGUGCCGGCCGCCCGCAAAGCUACAGCGGCGGUCAUCUUUCUCCAUGGCCUGGGAGAUACAGGGCAUGGCUGGGCUGACGCAAUGGCUGCGAUCAGGACUCCUUAUGUCAAGUACAUUUGCCCCCAUGCACCAGUCAUGCCAGUUACCCUUAACAUGAACAUGGCAAUGCCUUCCUGGUUUGAUAUCAUUGGGUUGGGUCCGGAUGCAGUGGAGGAUGAAACUGGGAUAAAAAAAGCUGCAGAAAGCAUCAAUGCUUUGAUUGAUCAGGAGGUAAAAAAUGGAAUUCCAUCUCAUCGUAUCGUAUUGGGUGGCUUUUCUCAGGGUGGUGCACUAUCUCUUUACACAGCUCUAAAAACUCAUCAGAAACUCGCAGGUGUUGUUGCUCUGAGCUGCUGGCUGCCUCUCAGGAACUCUCUCUCAAAGUCAGUGAUUGGCACUAAUAAGGGAAUACCAGUGCUGCAGUGUCAUGGUGAGGCAGAUCCUCUGGUUCCAUUGAUAUUUGGGUGUCUCACAGUGGAGAAACUCAAGACCAUGCUCAAUCCUAACAGCAUCACCUUCAAAACAUAUCCCGGGAUGCCCCACAGUGCCUGCCAAGAGGAAAUGAUGGAUAUAAAACAAUUCAUUGAGAAGCAGCUGCCACCAAUCGACUAAUCAGUGAUGCCUUAAUGAUCCUUUGUCACUGAUCAGUGGGCACAAGCUCUUUCCACAAGCCGCUUUCUCAUCAUCUGAAUGAACUGACAACAAAGCGACCAAAUCCAAAUUCUGGACUAAUCCUGAUAUCAAACUUGGUAUUAAGCCUUACUACACUGGUUCUCAGCCCUUGUCCUAAAAUACUCCUACCCUGCAUAUUUUAUUGUUUGUUUUUCCUGCUUUAGUGAUCUAAUACAUCAGCCAAUUAACUGGUCCUUCCUGAUUUGAUGUUAAAGAAGGGAAAACAAUAAUAUCUACAGAGCCUGAAUAAUCUUUUUUUGUAAAGAUUGUAAAGACGUUUUUGUGUAAUUGGCUAUAGCUGUGUGAUUAUAGAAGAGAGUUUGGUUGAUGACAAAAGGUUUCUGAUGACAAAAUGAUGCACAAUAAAAGACAUAAAUGAUG